Scleropages formosus (Asian bonytongue) is the source of this 6588-nucleotide messenger RNA. It is a transcript of the gene stox2a, whose product is annotated as storkhead box 2a. The record is from RefSeq and is a predicted model, not a curated record. Gene Ontology annotation, molecular function: RNA polymerase II transcription regulatory region sequence-specific DNA binding. NCBI's taxonomy places the organism in Eukaryota, Metazoa, Chordata, Actinopteri, Osteoglossiformes, Osteoglossidae. The transcript has 4 exons. Gene Ontology annotation, biological process: regulation of transcription by RNA polymerase II. The coding region runs from base 1116 to 3761 and encodes 881 amino acids. Gene Ontology annotation, cellular component: cytoplasm; nucleus.
ACAAUGUAUUUAUUCCUCAUGAAAAUGAGAUGGUGUCAGACGUGAUUUUAAGCUCUGUGCUGAAGACGUGGUCAAAACUGGCCAAGAUAUCAGUGCCUCCCCAGCUGUUUACCUACCGUGGAGGGGUGGGUGGCCUCGGGCACUGAGCCCCGUCUGUAACGCCGUGAAGGUCUUCACCUCCGCUGGGUGUUGUAUUCAGGCUGCUGAAAGUGUCUCGUCUGUCCUCCAGUGUCCAGCACUGUCUGUCCACGUAACGCCAACAUUCCCUCCGCUGCCCUUCCUGCUGCCGUGACCACCAGCUUCACCCCCUUGUACCUCUUACACCCUUGGCUCCCACAGUAAACUUGACCAGUAUCAGUCAAGGCACCGGAACAGCUUGUUUCCUGCUUACCGGACCCAUUUCCUGUCCCCGAAACCACGCCCCCCCAGCUGGCUGUCGGCUGUAGCGGUACGUUCGUGUGACGGUCGUGCUCUUGACGCCCCACACGUCGGGAUGGUCAUUGAAUGCCACCCUGUUUGUUGCAGCGUCCGGCUUCCUGUGUGUCGUUGGCGUGUUCUCUCUGGGGGCUGGGCUUCUUGUACGAAGCGGCGCUUGGGCAGUACGGGUUGCGCUCAACGUGGCUCUGAAGGUCCAGGAGUGUGUUUCCAGUGGGCUGCGACCCCAAGCACACCAUGCUCCACCUGAGGUCAGUUACACACCAGGCUCGGGACCCUAAGGGGUCAAGCAUGUUGCUGGUAAGUAAGAGGAUGAGUUGACCCUGCAAGUCAAAACUAGAACUUCAACACCGUUGAAGGACUGAAGUCUGGACCUGGUUGACCAGCGCUGGCUUUACACGCAGUGCCACCACGCUAAUCGGUGCGAAACCGUUGAUGGGAAUUAAACGGGCAACACAACUGGCCAUUAGUUGUCAACCACGAUUGACCGUUUAGUCCCCAGAAUUGGAUCCUUUCUUCAGUUCGCUUUUCGAGGUUGAACUCCGAGAUGAGGGGAAGUUCUCAGACCGCCGAUUUCAGGUCUUGGGACACGUCGCUGGCUUCGUCCCGGUCAUCGCGAAGUGGCGUGGAGAGUCGGUCCCGUCCACCUUUGAGUGUGACGUGAUGUGUCGCCCAUCAGCAUGUCGCCCAUCAGCCAGUCGCAGUUCAUCCCUCUGGGCGAGAUCCUGUGCCUGGCCAUCUCGGCCAUGAACGCGGCGCGGAAGCCGGUCACGCAGGAGGCGCUCAUGGAGCACCUGGCCACCUGCUUCCCAGGUGUUCCAACGCCGAGUCCGGAAAUCCUCCGACACACACUGAACAUGCUGGUGCGGGAGAGGAAGAUUUACCCCACGCCGGAAGGGUACUUCAUUGUGACGCCACAGACAUACUUUAUAACCCCCUCACUCAUUAGGACUAACAGCAAGUGGUAUCACCUGGAUGAGAGGAUACCUGACCGACCGCAGCAGCAGUGCACCUCCCCUCAGUCGGGGACCAUCACCCCGUCCGCCUCGGGCUGCGUGAGGGAGCGGCCCCACUCCAAAAACCACUGCGACUCUUACAACUCGUACCGUGAUGACCUGCACAGCCUACAUGCCUCCACUAUACAGCGCAAGUCUCCCAAGGACCCAAAGGACUCGUACCCCACGCCACCGCCGCAGCCUCCGCCUCCGCAGCCCGCGCAGUCACCGCACCAGGGUGCAGCCACCGACAAGAGCAAGAGCUCCCUCAACGUUUCCUACAAAACUGACACGUUGACCAAGCGCAAGGAGGGCGGCGGCGGCGGCAGCAGCGGAGAGAAGCAAUCCAAAAAGUUUGGGCUGAAGCUGUUUCGGCUGAGCUUCAAGAAGGACAAGACGAAACACCUGGCCACCUUCUCGGCCCAGUUCCCCCCGGAAGAAUGGCCCCUUCGGGAUGAGGAUGCACCCACCGCCAUCCCCCGGGAUGUGGAGAUGGAAAUCAUCCGGCGGAUCAACCCGGACCUAACAGUGGGGAAUGUGAUGAGGCACACGGCAGUGAUGAAGCGGCUGGAGGAGGAGCGGGCACAGCGCAGUAAGGCGAGCUCCUCGGCCCAGCACAGCGCACGCAGUCGCCGGAGCCGUGGCCACCGCAAAGCCCACGGCAAAUCCCGUUCGCACAGCAAGACGCGGGCCUCGCGGGGUGACCCCUCCGAGGGCUCCAACCUUGACUUAGCCGGUGAGCGGGACUAUCGGCUCUACAGCUCCUCGUUGGUACGCUCGCCGCGGGACGGCAUGUUCUCCGUGGACCGUAGCAGAGGGAAUUGCCUUGUUCACAGCAAUCCCAACAUUGUGGAGUCCCAUUUCCCUGUUACGCCCGAGUGGGACGUGUCUGGCGAGUUGGCUAAGCGGAGGACGGAAAUGCCCUUCCCGGAGCCCUCCAGGGGCACCUCGCACUCCAAGGUCCAUCGGAGCCACAGCCACACGCAGGACCGGAAGUCACGCAAUGAGCGCUCGGACAAGGCCAAGGAGAGGUCUCGAUCUAUGGACAACUCAAAGGGUCCGUUGGGGGCCGCUUCCAUGGGCACAGCUGAGGACUUCGACUGUAGCCCAGACGACCGGAGCCGCUACUACACUGAUGACGGCACGCUGCGGGCCUCCCAGACACCCCACUACUCUCGCAUCAUGCUUUCUGCUGCUAAGUUUAACUCGGAAAUUUGCGUGCCUGAUAUCGGAAAAGGGAACCUGGACGACUCCAGGCUUUGUUGUCCGCUGGAGAAGAACAACAGUAGGGACAGUUUGCCGGCCUACAGCGACCUAAAGUCAUGCUCACCCAAGCCCUCGGCUGAUGACUACUUCCAGUGCAAUACGUCGAACGAGACCAUUCUCACUGCUCCCUCACCUCUGGGAAAGCAGGAGCACGAUACUCUGACGUCCUCGGACGGAGUCAGGAAGGGGUCCCUACCCGAAAGGCAGACCCCACACCUCGCCUCGCCCCACUCCGUGGAGUACAAAGAGGACUCGCCAAAGGGACAAAACAGCGCUGGGUUGCCGGCACCGAGCCAGACACCAGAGCCCGUACCCAACGGGCGUCUGGUACAUCAACACAAUGCCGAUGGCAGCAGUGCCGACAAGCGGAAGGAGAUAUUCAGCAAAGACACUUUGUUCAAACCCCCUCACAGUGCUCUGACCAUGGGCUACGCGGAGGGCAGCCACUCCAAGUCGGGCACGCUACGCAAGUCGCCUCACGCUAAGUCGUCAGAGGUCCUCGACUGCCUGGAGGCACAGUCGGCUUCCCCUGGGAUGCCUACAGCCCCGGGCCAGGAGCAGUCCUCGGCUGCCGAGGCCACUUUCGACUACUACAACGUCUCGGACGACGACGACUCGGAGGAUGCAGCCCGGAAGGCGUCGGCGGAGGACGGCAAGGGCCGCGAAGGUGGCGGCACCAUGCAGUGGCUACUGGAGCGCGAGAAGGAGCGCGACCUGCAGCGCAAGUUUGAGAGCAACCUAACACUCCUGAGCCCCAAGGAGACAGAGAACAAUAGCAGCCAGAAGUCGGCCCACUCGGCACGUCUCGACAGCAUGGACAGCAGCAGCGUCACAGUGGACAGUGGAUUUAACUCCCCACGCACCAGGGAGAGCCUCGCGUCCAACACCUCCAGCAUCGUAGAGAGCAACCGGCGCCAGAACCCGGCCCUGAGCCCGGGUCACAUCGGCACCACCGCUGUCGGACCGCCGCCGUUCAGCUUCCGUGCCAUCCCGGAGCCGCCCUCUGCCCCGUCCGAGAAGCUGCAGAAGUCACCCAACUGCCUGGCUUCCAUCACCAGCGUGUGACGGCCGCAGCCCGCAGCAAACAGGAGGCCGCGCCCACAGGAGCCGCCCGCUGGCCACGCCCCCGAGCCACACCGCAGGCAUGACUGCCGACACCAACUCCAGACCUGUCGCCACUGAGUCACAAGGUUUAGCCUGAACAACGUUCUGAAAUAGUCCUGGAAGAUUUUAUUUUCUCUUAUUUACGUACUGCAAUGCUUAUUGCGAGGAUUCCGCCACAUGGCCCCGGUUUUCCUCACAGCACCAAGUAUAAACUCUUAAUUUGAAAAUGUGUUUUUGCCAUUUAAAUCGAGAAAUUCUUGUUGGAGAAAAAUAGGAGUCAGCUGAGGAAAUGUUCACAUAUCCUAAGAAAGGGUCCCUAUGAAGUAUAUUUCUCUAAAGAUUUUUUUCAUGAUUUUUUUUUUUCCUCCUUUAUAUUUAAUUGAGAAGGCACAGCACUGGAAAAGGAAAAAUGAAGGUGAUUGCGAUUCCCGAUUUGAAAUCCUAUGAACUGGGUGGGUGCAAAAAAAAUGAAUUCAUAAGCAAUGCCACAUUUAAGUUGGCUUAACUGUGCAUCUUCUACACUGCAAAACAUAAUCUGGUUUUCUCACAAAGCCAUAUAUCUGAAAAGAAGAAUGUAAAGCACUAAUGUCCCUCAUGCAUCUGAAGUCUUGUGCAACGAUGAGAACUUCUUAGGACUUAAACUUUGCGCUAUUUGAUAAGGUCAUAAUGUGAGAAAACCGGUACCUGGCGGUCGGUUAUUUUUUGCAGUGUACCUCCCUUACGUGUAUAUUUUUAAUUUUUCCCAGAAUCAUUUCUUUGUUCUGUAAUUGACCCACGUUUACUCCACUGGCUGACUGGUUUUGACCCGACAGAUGAAAUUCUCCUUUUUCUGGUGGCCUCAUGUGGUUCAUUUUGGACUGUUAACCGACACGUCACAUCCCGAGCCAUUUCUCGUAUGUUUGUUUCUUCAUUGAUUCGCUUCGGUUUGACAGUUUGAACGAAGGGAUGAGAUUGUCGAGAACGAAAGUUGACCGGGGGAAGGGUUCUCCUGCUUUCACGCUUUUCGGCUCCGGAGAAAAGUCUGGAAGUUCUCGCUCUCUCGUGAGUGUCGUAGGAAACAUGGCGUCUCCGUUCGGUGCCGCGUGCCGAACCGGGCGCACGGUCACUUUUCACGAGCUGCUAAAAUUUUGCAUGUUGGCUUUGCGCUUCCUCCAGGAAGUGGUGGUGUGACAUCACAGAUGGGGGCGGAGUCAUCUGAUUGUAGCCAAUGGCAUCUUUUCGUGUUGAAGCGAAGCCCUUGGGUUCUUUCAGAUUCACCGGUCGUUACGCCGACUUUUACCACGUGUCUUUUAUAUUUUCUUCAUAUUCACUUUAAGUGAUUAACGGUUUUCCUCCUUCCUCUGUGCUGAAUCUCCGGUAAAUCAAGGCAGUGGCUCUAGAAUGUGGAACUCCCUUCAGAGAGAGAGGUGAUUGACGGUCUUUUCAGCCCUGUGACCACAUGAGGACUCACUCACUCACUCACUCACUCACUCUACUACCUCCAGAGAUUUUGUGCCAGGAAACAAUGAGAUGUUCUGGGGGAUGAAACCCUUGGCGUGAGUCAGGUGUCCACUCUUGUCAACGUGGACCGAUGGUCCCGAGGGCUACGGAAGCUGGGGAUCUGGCCAUGAACCCUCCUUCCCUCCCUCUUGUCCUGAUUCCGGCCCCCAAGAGUCCACCUUUAAGCUGUAUAUUUAAGGAGCUAUUUUUGGACCAAAAAUUCUGAGAUAAUUUUACCUGGAUCACUGCAAGACGGAUUGACACACCUUCCAGAUAUUUUUUUCCCUCUUUUUUUCCUAGUUUCUUAAAGUGCUUUAAAAAUGCUUGGAUUCAAGGCUAAGAUGCGACAAAGUGCACACGGCAAUUUGACCUCGAAUCCAAACAGCGUGGCAGACAUGUUCAAGUCGACGAUGGAUUUUUAAAAUCGAGACGAAGUUUUAAGGCUGGGCGCAGCUACACCCCCUGUUCCGCAACGAGAAUGUUUACGUUUCUAUUCUACGGAGGGGAGGAGAAAUGGCUUUACCGAGGCGCUACGUGGCAAAGGCAACGGACAGGGAGCUGCGUCUCCUUCGCGGGAAAUGACGUCGGAAGGAAGAGGCGGAGCCUGGCGGCGUGAGUCGCGUCCCGUCGCCGUUGUUGCGCCAGGUGGAGGCUCCUGUCGGAAGAUCGGCACGAGGAAGGGAGCCCCUCCUUUCCGGGGUCCUUGAGUCAUUUUUCCAUUUGUUUCCCGUUGUUUCUAUUUUAUUUUAUUUUAGCCAGUUGAUUAAUUUAAGCUCCAUAGUAAAAAGGAGGAGGGAGCGAAAGCCCGCUGAGCCCGAGGACUCGAGGCCGUAGGCCCUGCCCGUGGACUUUCUGUCCGGGAAAUGUGGCCCUCCUCCUCUUUUCUGUUGUUGUUAUUAAUUUUUAGUAAUUUUUAUUUUUAUUACUUUCCUGCAUUCGGAAGUCGAAAGGGAGUACCGCAGACAGGACUGCCUCGCUUAAACACGUUUGCACUGAAACGCCUGAUCAGUGGUGGCUCUAAGGUCCAUCCAGAAGGAUGCUCUGUUCAUAGUGUAUAAUAUUUCAUAUGAAAUAAUGACGGUCCAUGAAAUGUCUUCCCUUAACAUUAUGAAUUUAUAACAGCGUCCAAUAACAUUGUUUUUAAUUGUGAAAGUGUACCAUAUUGUAAAUGAUGUUGACCAGUCAUGCUUAGUAUAAUAACUUAAAGCAAAAGAUGAAUCGAGGGGUCUUUUGUAAUGUCUAUAAUAUUUGAAAGUCCCUAUUUGUGUAGUACUGGUGUUUACUGUUCUUGUAGUGUAUGUGAUAUACC